This is a messenger RNA of Nomia melanderi (Alkali bee), 6381 nucleotides long. It is a transcript of the gene POSH, whose product is annotated as SH3 domain containing ring finger posh. The record is from RefSeq and is a predicted model, not a curated record. Lineage: Eukaryota; Metazoa; Arthropoda; Insecta; Hymenoptera; Halictidae. Gene Ontology annotation, molecular function: metal ion binding; protein binding.
AUAAUGCAGUAACUUAAAACAGAGGUGUCUAACUUACUCCCCUCACGCUAGUAACUCGGAAACAGCGUUCCCCCACUAUCGCUGCUCAAGAAGCUGUCCGAGAUUGUGUAUGCAAGCAGUUCUAUGUAGUGUUCUAUCAAAACAUGUAACAGUAGAAUUUGGAGAGGGUAACGUCUCGUGAGGGGAGUGUCACUAGAGCGCCCGCAGGCACCGAUUUAGACACCCUCGUCAUAAGCGAAUGCAAGGGAUAUAAAACAUACUAACGACGCAAUUAUGUGUACAAUAUAAAUGUCUAUUGAACAGUUUUACCAAUUGCAAUACAAUUAACCUGUUAAUCGUUAUAUGAUUCGAUAAAAGAAUUUUUAAUUGCAGACCAACUACAUAUGUGGUGGUAGAGCACUUGUUAGCCUGUAUUAGAAUCGACUGUAAUCGACGAGAGUCCGAUUGAUCGAUAUGGUUUCGCGUGUAGUAGUGUGUGCGUACGAUGAAACACGAACACUAGGAUGACGGCGGAUACAUUGACGCACCUAACAAGGGUUUUUGGCUCGUGGUGAAUGAAAGGGUGAAAAAGUAGUGUUCGAAAGUUAAUAAAAGUAUUGGAUAACAUGUUCAUGCGUAUACAUUCGAGGUGGGCUCAUUGGUGGACUCUACCCAUUCGUCUGGUCUCGUUAUCGCAUGUUAUGUGAAGAGAGGCAAGUGCGUCAGGUGUAUGGCGGCCUAUGGGUGCAACAAAGACAGGACGCGUGGGAAGAUCAGGGAAGUAAGAGGAAAAAGCACUCACCGAGGAAACGGUUGCAAGUAAACGAACUGAAACAGAUCGUGAAAAGUAAGAGAAAAAGUCGGUGAUUAGGAUGGAUGAAUGUAUGCUGAACGAUUUGCUGGAGUGUUCGGUAUGCCUCGAGCGACUAGAUACGUCGAGCAAAGUACUCCCAUGUCAACACACCUUUUGCAAAAAAUGUUUAGAGGAGAUCGUUAGCACCCAUCGAGAACUGCGCUGCCCCGAAUGUCGUGUGUUAGUCGACGCUAAAGUCGAUGAUUUACCACCGAAUGUACUACUGAUGCGUAUCCUCGAGGGAAUGCGCAAUGCUGCUCCCAAGCAAACAGCUAAAUCUAUGAUUAAAAGCAAUCCAGGACCGCAGAGACUAUUCGGUGGUCACCAGGUUACUCCGGCUCCUACAGUAACUGCCAGUCUUAUUCCUACUACGUAUACGAACGAGCCGAUUCGACAUGUGAAUGCUACAGCUAAACAAAUUCAACUGCACAAUCGGGCUUACGGUCGAGCAAUCUACGAUUAUGUAUCCAAAGUUCCAGGAGACUUAUCUUUUAAAAAGGGUGAUAUCGUCAUUCUUUGUAAAAAGAUAGAUAACAAUUGGUGUUUUGGGGAAAGUGCUAACAAUCAUGGGGUUUUUCCUCUUUCUUAUGUUCAGGUAAUGACACCAUUGACACCACAUGUUCCUCAGUGCAAAGCGCUGUAUGAUUUUAGAAUGACCAACGACGAUGAAGAUGGCUGCCUUACAUUUAAUAAGGGUGAAGUUAUUAGUGUGAUUAGAAGAGUUGAUGAAAAUUGGGCAGAAGGAAAGCUAUUAGACAGAAUUGGUAUCUUUCCACUGGCUUUUGUAGAAUUGAACAGUGUGGCCAGAGCUUUAAUGAAACUUUCAACAAAUGCACAGCCAGGUCCAUCUAGAGUAGCACCUCCUACCCCAACUAAUGAAGAAACUACACCCUUAAUACCAACUGACCAUUCACGUAACAUACAAACAACGAGUCAACCACGACCCCAACUUGUACAGAAUACAACUUUACCAGUUUCUGAUACUAUUUCAAAUGUAUCAUCAGGAGGAAGCUCCUCAACCACGACUCCAAAUACUCCUAACAGUUCAAGUACUUCUAGUAGUUCCAGCACUGCACCAAGCAGUCCUAGUAGUCCAGCAACAUCUCCUCCGGCAGUUGGAAAUAGACAUAAUGUCAAACGUCACAGUUUCACCGCUGUUAACAUGGGUCAUCAGGCCCAUCCUCAUCACAGACACAGCGCUGAAAUACUUAGUCCUCCCGUGGAUAACGCAGCCGGAAAUAGCAACAGUAGCUGCAGCAGUGACUCAUUUUCACCGUUACAAACUGCUGUAAGUGGCACGGAACACAAUCUUCGACACAGGCGAAGUGGCAGUAGCGAUCUUGUUCUUGCACAAACAUCCCAGAAUUUAUCUACAACUACGGCUACUGGAAGCGCGCAUUUACCAGCAGCAUACAUAGCUUUAUAUCCGUAUAAACCACAGAAGGCAGAUGAACUGGAAUUAAGGAAAGGCGGUAUUUAUAUGGUAACAGAACGUUGUCAAGAUGGAUGGUUCAAAGGAACUUCUAAUCGUACCCAGAAGUGUGGCGUAUUUCCUGGAAACUAUGUUGCGCCCGCUAAAUGUCAGCGUAGUUUAUGCCGCGGAUCACAAAACCCUGGACAACAUCAAAACUUUCCUUCAUCUACCGUUCAAAAUAACUCUGAACCACGAGUUACCGUAACAUACACUAAAAGUAAAGGACCUGCUCCUCAACCCUAUAAUUCACGUACCUUGUUACCACCUGAAUUACCACCGCGCGCUAUCAGUCCAUCCUCUAUAGUAUCUUCGUCUUGGCAUGGUCAAAGUCAAACUCAAAAUCAGGAAAAAAGUCCUCCUCGGCAAAACGAGCAAAAUUCAGUGAAUCCUCUUGGGCGUAGUCACAGUGCUGUGAUGACAUCGAGUAUUUCCUCACCAGGAAAGCAAAUAAUUUUGCCAUCAUCGGUAACUACCACUACCACCACCAUAACAGGCGUCAACACCAGCAGUAUUAUUGCAACUGCUUCUGCCACUGUAACUGAAAUGAAUAGAAGCCCAAAUAGUACUUUGCGCACAGUUGCGUCUCCGUCUUCUGCCAGUGCUAUUGCCGCUGCGGCUCCACCAAAGAGCACUGAAAAGCAGAAAGAGAAAAAAGAUAAGUGUGUCUCCUUAAUGCGACGAUUAACGAAUAUUAAAAAAUCAAAAUCUCCACCACCUGCUACAUAUUCAAUGGAUAAUCCCGUAUUUGACGAUGGUAAUUCCAUCAAUCCGGUACAUGUUCGAUCGGGAUCUUGUCCAAGUCAGUUGCUACAGGUGGGAGCCACACAGGAAUUAAAUGCUUCAAACAACCAUCAUCGUUUGUGUCCAGGCUCUGUACAAGGGCACGUCACGUCUUCACAAAGACUUAAGUACAAGGAGAGACCAUCUUUACCGGUCUCGAUUCUCCAGAGAUCCAGUGAGUCUGGUGGAAUGAUGUGCACAACGGUCGGAAAUCAUCACCGUAAGAGUAACUCCUUAGAUGCUGGUAUGGGGAAACAGACAAAGCAGCAAUCUUCUCGAGAACGUGAACGAGUGUACAGAUUUCGCUGCAUUGUGCCAUAUCCACCAAACAGUGAAUUCGAGCUAGAACUUCGUGUAGGAGAUAUAAUCUAUGUACAUAAGAAGCGUGAUGACGGUUGGUACAAAGGUACCCAACAAAGAACAGGUCGCACGGGACUGUUUCCAGCAAGUUUCGUCGAGGCCUUCUGAGAUACAACACAAAGCCAUUUUGUACUAGAAACCUGUAUAUAAUUCUGCACAAAAUAAUCGGAAACCACUAUCUGUGGGUUUCCUUUCGACUUUGUUAGAGGUAUGACUGUCGGUACAAGGGUAAGUGAACAAUUUCGAUAGUGAAAUUGUUUGAUUCUGCAGUGCGUAAAAGAUAUCGAAUAUACACUUGUAUAUUACAUACAGUACGUUUAUGCGAUCUUUUGUCGCGGGUAUGGAAUAAGAUAAUUUUUUUGAAUGGUAAUACGUAUUAAGUGUGCUAAAGUAAUAUAAAAUAUUUACUGCCAUUGGUCUUACAUUAAACAAAAGAACUAGUAAGAAAUUAUGAGAUUGUGCUAUAUCGAUACUGCCAUUUAAACAAAAAUAUUUUGUAAAAAAUAUUAAUACUCUAUUAUUUGUAUGAAUAUGAAAUUAACUUCAUAAUUCAUCGUACAAUCAUUUGUAUGAUCCAUGAAGUUAAUUUUAUACAUUUAUAGUGAAAAUCUUCGUUCAUAUAUUCUAUUCGAAUGAUAAGAAAGUCAGCUAAAAACAUGUUUCUUUUAAUCCAUGACAUUAUGCAAUUUUUUGUUACUCUUGCCCGAAAUUUUACUUUUUCAUAGAGAAGAAUUGUUGAUUAAGUAUCAGUUUGAAGCACAAACGACAGACUGACAUCGUUAAAAUUGAUUCUUUCCAGAAUGUAACUUUAAAGAAAUUUAUACAUUACAUUUUGUGAUAUUAUUGAGUUAUAUGUAACAUAUUGUUUUCAAAUACUUUUAUCAUUAUACCACUACUAUCUCGAUACAAACAGUUUUAACAGAACAAUCUUCUAUAAAUACGUUUUAUGUUUUCAAUUUUAUGUAUAUAAUAGGAUAUAAAAGUUUUAUAGAAUGUGUUAUGUCUUUAUUGUUAAAAUAUCGUCUCUCUAUACGAAUACAUAUCUUAAGAAAUGUAAUAAUUUCCAAUUUAUGGGAAGACAUGAAGUGACAAUUUAAUUAAGAAUGCAAUUGUCAAAGACUGGCCUAUACUUCUGCACAACCAUUGACGUUUCAGUUCAAUAGAUUCCAAUAACGAUCGAGCGAUAUAUUUUAUUAAUUCUAAGAAAAAUGUUCUUAUAUCUGCAUUAUAUUAUAGGAGGGCAUACAUCCUUUUUCUUACUUACACAAUGCAUGUAUAAGUUCGUACAUGAUGGGAAGUUACAAAGCAAGCUGUUCCAUAUAAAACAGUAAAAAAAUGUAUAAAGAUAAAUUGACGUGCUUCCAAAGGCCCAAUAACGAUCAGUAUUUAGGUGCAAAUUUAUGUUAAUUUCCUAUUAGGUAUGUUACCUACAAUCAUGCACAAACAUUUGUAAGUAACUCUAUACAUGUCAGCAUUAUUAUUCUGAUAGUAAAUAUUUACUUUAAAUUGAUGCUUAUGGUUCAUAGGAUAAUACGGAUAUAUAAAUACUAAAUAAUUGUAGAAAAUUUAAUAACUUCAGUGUGCAUUCAUAAGUCUGAUCAUGUAUUAUCUCUCUAUAUAUAAUGUAAUUUAUUUAAUUUAUAUAUUUGUGUUUCACAAACACUGCAAUAAACUGUUUUAUAGAUGUUUACUAUUAUAAUACAUCUUCAUACAUACAUGUGUAUAUAUAUAUUUAUAUAUACAUAUAUAUACAUAUAUAUAUACGUGUAUUCUAUAUAUUCAUAUAUAGAAUAUAUAAUAGAAUACAGAGGAAGAGAAAAGUGGAUAAAAGGUAAAACAGUAUCAUACUUAUACUAUCAAUGAGGAAAUUGAUAGUUAAAUAAAUCAUUUUCUUCUGCUGCAGCUAUACUUAUAUUUUAAUGUAAUUUUUUUUCUUCUUAUCAACACAUUUCAAUGUCUAAUACUCUUAAAUUUCAAUUGGUAGUUUCUUCAUACUUCUUAAAAUAUGCUUAUACUUUUUUUUCUCUUCCUCUGAUAUUAGGAAAAAAUAUAUCUCCAUAUUCAGUAGUAUACACUUCAUAAAAGAGUAUUUAUAUGUAUGUGUUUUAUAUAACAUCGGUAUAGGUAAUUUAUUAUUAAUAACAAUAACACUUUCUAAGGGAAAUAUUACUUCAUUAUAAUAGACCAAUUUCAAACAAUAAAUACAGAAAUAUGCGUUUAAAAAUACUAAAACUGGACAGCACAUAAAACAUACAGUAUGUGUAUUUAUUGGAUGUUUAUUCCAUUUUAACUUCAAACAUGUUAUUGGCACUUACAAAUCAGCAACAGUCGAUAAUCCUUUAGAAUUGUAAAUAAAAUAUGACAAAAGAAAUAAAAACUUUACGCGCAAUUUGCAAUGAUGUUGUAUAACAAAUAGCAAAAUUGUAAUUAUUAUUCCCGAAUUUCUAUAACAUACAAUUUUGCUAUAAAAUGGAGCUUAUAGUUGAACACUUGUAGGCAUGAUGCUCGUAUACACUUUUCAAAAUUAGUAAUCUAAACAUAAAUUUAAGUAACUUCUAUGUAAACAAUAUGCAAGUCAAGUCAACAAUUUCUAUUAAGUGCAGUAUAGGAUCUUGAAUCCUUCUAGAAUAGAUGUCCAUUAUUAGUUUCAUGUGUUACUUAAUACUUUCUACUUUGUUAUAAAAUUACGAUACUGUAUCGAGUCCGUCUUUAUAUUAUACCCAGCGUAAAUUACCAUAAAAUUACUAUUUAAGUAACAAAUAAAAGGUGUAAUAAAAUUCUACAAAUACCUAUUGUAAAAUGUGACAUUUAUAAAUGAAUUCUUUUUUCCCUACUAUAAUCAUGUAAGUAAUUCAUUGCUAAUAAAUUUUCUGUACCUGAAAAAUGUAUGAUUUAAAAAAUGUAUAACUGCAUAUUGUACGGUAUCAUAAAUACA